AUGCAAGGAACAUCACAAAAUUUUCAUUAUCACUUUAUGGAAAACAACCUCACAAAAAAGUUGCAAGUACAAUCAAAAAAAAUUCUCAAAAACAUUCCAAAAAAAAUUUUCUCCCCAAACCACUUGAGAGUAAGUUGCAGACUUGAUACCACAUCAUACCAAACAAGAACAUUAUCCUACAAACACCACAGUAAAAUCAUGAAGGCCGUUAAAUUAAUCCAGAAACACAAUCCUCAUACAUUAGUCAAGGACAUCACCAUUUGUCUUAAUAUGCCCAUUUUAGCAAAAGAAUCAAGUUCAGACUCACAUGUUAUUUAA
This is a messenger RNA of Rangifer tarandus platyrhynchus (Svalbard reindeer), 318 nucleotides long. The record is from the annotation of a GenBank genome assembly. Lineage: Eukaryota; Metazoa; Chordata; Mammalia; Artiodactyla; Cervidae.